This is a messenger RNA of Bacidia gigantensis, 4887 nucleotides long. RefSeq lists its product as uncharacterized. The record is from RefSeq and is a predicted model, not a curated record. Gene Ontology annotation, biological process: regulation of transcription by RNA polymerase II; protein demethylation; nicotianamine biosynthetic process. Gene Ontology annotation, molecular function: histone demethylase activity; nicotianamine synthase activity; transcription coregulator activity. Bases 1 to 4887 code for a protein of 1628 amino acids. Lineage: Eukaryota; Fungi; Ascomycota; Lecanoromycetes; Lecanorales; Ramalinaceae. The transcript has 3 exons.
AUGAAUCUUGUGCAGCUGGAAUUGCACGCACUCAUGGCUGUCAGCGGACAAGUGUUCAAUUUCGUUUUUGUAGGCUCUGGGCCACUUCCACUCACAGCAUUUUGCGUCCUCGAGGCUUUCGAACGUUACCCAGAAACCGCUCCACUGACCUGCUGUAACAUCGAUAAGAAUCAAAGAGCAAUCCAGCUAUCUGAUCGGAUGCGUACAAUCCUUAGCCUCAACGGCAAAGCUAUGCAUUUUGAGUGCACCGACAUUGAGAACGACGAGGUCAGCUUGGAAAAAUUCGACGUCAUAUAUCUGGCUGCGCUUGUGGGUGAUACUGCAGUUGAUAAAGUACGGAUCCUCUCGAGUGUGGCUUCAAGAAUGAGAGCAGAGGCCUUGAUCGUCAUCCGCAGUGCCCAUCAAAACGAAGCCAUUAUGAGCUCCUUCAAGAAGCAGCACGUGCUUUCAAGGCCGCGCGACUAUGUCACCCCAUCUCCACCUCUACAUGCUGUAGAGCCAUUGUCCCCCGUCCUGCCACCCGAGGCUCUACCUUUCAGCUUGGACCUGUCCCAACCUGCAAGAUCAUUGGAGGCACAAGAUAAAACAAAUGGAGAGGGGUCCAAUUCCUCUCGAUCGAAUCUCGAGCUCACGCAUCAUGUUCAUCGUUGCACUGGCUCUAUGGAAAUAUUCGCGUCGAUUGCGUUGGCUACAAGCCCACCAUCCCAACUAGAAAAUCGCCCAAGCAAGCGCAUACUGGACGGUAACCACGAAUGGGCAAGGCCGGCGAAGCGAUCCAAAUCUGAGAAGCUGCCGUCGCCCGAAAGUUCGAGAAAAACCACGGCAAUAAGCGCCAGGCCUGUUACAAGCUGGGAGCAACCCUCGGAAAGCCGGCUCAGAGAAGCGGAGUUGUUGCUGCAUUUUUCGCAAAGCGCUGUCAGUAGGUCUUCCUCUGUGAUGAGUCCUCAUUCGGACGGACAUGGGAGACGAAUGUCGAACGAUCCUCCAUUCACGCCACACAACACCUUUCGAGAACUCCCUCAGGCGGCGAUUCAAUCUUUCGAGCCGCACAUUCAGCCAUCCCAUCAGGAGCGGAGCCAAGAAGAUCUACAAGAGCAUAUUGAAAAUGAAAGUACAAUGCUCAUUUCCGACAACAAGGUUGACAAAACGACUCUUCCACCCACUCCAAAACCGUCGUUGAAGGAUUCUCCAACAAUAAGACCUUCGCAGCCCGACCCUCUCCCGGCCAAACCACCAGAGUCCGUCGUUUGUCGAGAUGGCUGGGACUUGCCGAGUGCCUCUCAUGACAUUAAUGAAAAGAGGCAGGAAUUCCCUGAGAUACCCAAGACGUCUGAUCCCAAUGGGGACGACAAAGUAUCUAAUGAUGUAACAGUUCAUCUUGAUCGUGGUCUUUAUGGCGGCCCAUUGGAACAUGCAAGCCUACAGCCAAAUGAGAGGGGAGAGACGAGCAAGCCCGAGGCAGAAACCUCCACUAUGGACACAGAAGCCAAGCUCGAUGAGCAUGGUGACUCAAACAGUAAAGCAAGCCCAGUAGAAAGUGUUAACGAUGGAAUGAGCUCCCAUUUGGGUCUAUCGGAUGACCAGGAAACGAUUCAGCAGUUGGCAGCUGCACUCGGAGAAGCAACAGGUGCAACUCGCUCCGGAAUUGUCCCCAAGUCUGCGAUGUCGCGGACUGCAACUGCAGUCUGUGCCGCCUGCAACUUUGCUAAGAACUCCUUAGGUAUGGAAGGCGACCAAACUGCGACAUCAUGGAUCAGUUGCGACGGUUGCAAAUCCUGGUUUCACUUUGCGUGUGCCGGCUUCAAGAAUGAGAGGGAAGUCCGUGGCGUAGACAAGUACAGAUGCCGUAAAUGCAAGUCCAUACAUGGUGCGACGACGUACGUGCGUAAAUCCUCUCGAGCUCACACAGCCAUUGACUACGCGGGCUUACACCAAGGUGUGAUCAAAACAUCCGACGACAGACCUGAGCAUCAUUACAUCCAGCCUAUGAAGGAAGGGACGAUAUCAUUCAUGCCUGAGAAUUUUGCCCGUAUGAGGCCCGAGCUGGUCACGGCAGAGUUUUUUGAGAAGGGGGGCGGUAUGAAAGAUCCAAUAGUGAUACCCGCAGAGCUCAAUCCUCGACCAACCUCAAUCCUUUCGGAUGACUCUUCCUCAAUUUGUGACGAUUCGAGGCCGGACGUUCCUACUGAGUCCGCGGAUCUCAAUGUAAGGGAGAAAUCAGUUUAUGAUUCAGACUUGGAGCGUGCUGUGGAUCAUGGGCAAGACGGCUUGGAUAUGGUGAUGCCCCAGGAUCUCACAGUCCGGCGUGUAGCCGAAUUAUACGGCCCUGAAGAGAAGGUGGAAGUCAUAGAUGUGAAAUCCCAGAAUGGCGAAGGAAAGAAAUGGAACAUGCGACGCUGGGCAGAUUAUUACGAGAAUAAGGAUGACAACAAGAUUGUUCGAAACGUCAUCAGUCUAGAAGUCUCUCAAAGCCCACUCGGGAGGCUCAUCAGACGUCCUCAAAUCGUGCGAGAUCUUGAUCUUCAAGAUGCAGUGUGGCCAGAAGAUCUUAAAGAGAAGGGCGAGUACCCACAUGUACAAUUCUACUGCCUCAUGUCAGUCGCAGAUUGUUUCACGGAUUUUCAUAUUGACUUUGGUGGAUCUUCCGUGUUCUACCACAUCUUGAAAGGAUCAAAGACCUUCCUCUUCAUUCCACCGAAAGAAAAGAAUCUCAAGAAAUAUGAGGAAUGGUGCAUGUCACCAGCCCAGAAUUGGACAUUCCUUCCUGACCAGACCAAAGAAUGUUACAGAGUAGAUCUGAAGGAUGGAGAUACCAUGCUCAUACCGUCGGGCUGGAUCCAUGCAGUUUGGACACCUCAAGAUAGCUUGGUCAUCGGAGGCAAUUUCCUGACCAGGAUGAAUUUUGGCAUGCAAUUACGCAUAGCUCAGGUGGAGAAAAAUACUGGCGUAGCUCGGAAAUUCAGAUAUCCACACUUUCAAAAGCUGCAUUGGUUUACGGUUUUCCGAUAUCUUGAAGAAGAUCCAAUGCCUUCAAGUGUGAAGACGCAUCUCGAAAGUGGCUUUUCUUUCGAACGCCAAAAUCCAGCAUAUUAUGACUUUGACAAUUGGGGUGAAAAUUCGACUCCACAGCCUGAGAAUUACCAUGCGAAAUAUUACUCGCAACCAGAGCUCGAUGGUCUACCGGAACUUGUGAAAUAUAUUUUGAGGACAGUCUUGAUUGACAUGGGUGCCAUCACAGAGGGGGUAAGUGCAGAAACGCGUAACGCAGUCAAGAAGUCCAUUCCGCGAAGUCAUGGAGACCCGCUUGAUGUUGUCAAGACUUUUGCGAUUUGGUGCGCUUGGAAACGAGGUAAUGAGCCAAUUCCACACUGGGCUUACCCUGACGCUCUCGUCGAGACUGCAGCUCCCGACAAACUCAGCGCUGCAGCAUCCAAGAAGUUGGCAGAAGAAGCAGCGUUGAAAGCGCCUAGGAGACAGUCUGCACGCAUGCAAUCUCAGAGAGAGGGCGGUAUCACUUCUCAAAUCCACAAAGCCGCCGAUGAAGAAACCGAGAUGGCACAAGACUCGCAGGACACAUCACAUGCUAGUAGUGGAAACAGGUCGUUCUCGCAGACCGAUGAAUUUUAUCCGAGGGAGGAUAGUUCGGCACCUGCUGCAAAUGGACCCAAAAUGAAUGGAGGAAUUGGGUCUCACCGGAAGACAGCUUGCGAUUCAUGUCGUCGGAGACGAAGAGCUUGCAAGCACAAAACUCAACUCGAGAAUCACAACGCCAACUUACAGAGCAUCGAUGCAGCGAACAGUACACCCUCAGAUGUCUUACUAAGUGGAAGUGCUCUUCAAGAAAAGCUAAGUACAAUUGGAGGUCUCUUUGACUCGAUUGCCGCAAAGCACGAAACGAGCCGAGACCAAGCCUCGUCUGCUUCUGUACCGGAUAAUUCGGUCCAAAGCGGAAUUUCACCUGGCUCUGCGCCUUUAGUUGCGGUGUACGAUACUUUAGACAUGGUCCUAGGCCACAGCGGGCCUUGUGAUAAUGGAGGCGCUGCAGAGAGCAUGUCACCAUCUCGACCGAGAACAAAGGCUUGUAAUCACUGCCGUAAAAGCAAGCGACGAUGCAUUCACGAUGCAUUUGGCAACGAGGACCCGAUCAAAGUUGCGGAGACUGCAAUUCCGAGGCCCCAUGCUAGGAAGACCAAAGGGCCAGAAUCGUCAAAUACGAAAAUCAAAGUCUCUCUCGGCACAAGCUCACCAAAUCCAAUAUCAAGUUACUACGAAACGCCAGCACGCGCCGCCCCUGUAGCUAAUAUGCUUAUUGCUCCAGUUGCAAAGAUGGGUGGAGCAAAUGAAGUCACGCCAGAAACAUCAACCGACGAUGGAGCCCAUGAAACCCAUUUGAUAGACUCGAGCUGGCGUGCGGAAGCCAGAGAUGAUGGAGCGCAAACUUUGCCAGUCGACGCUGAGGCAAUCGCUGUCGAUUCAGCUCUGGUCAUUGGUGAGUAUUCCGUUGUAGCGGCCACUGAGGAUCACAGAGCUAGUAAAGAAGUGACCUUGAACAAUUUACCGGCUUACUCUUUGGUGUCACCACCGGCUUCGGCUCACGACGCGAAUGACAGCGACUUGUCAACCACUCAAAUAACACCCACGAAGUCAAGGCCGCAGUCAAGACAACUUUCACCCUCUCCUCGAGAGGACUUCCAAAGAUACACACCCGAGUCUGCAUCCAUAGGAGGGGCAAGUCACUCCUCUGCUGGAGAAAGUCACGAAGAGGUCUUGUCGAAAGCUCAACAAACGCGGUCCCUCUCCACAGCACAGGCAGAUGAAGACAGCCUUAAAUUAAUCAAAGAGCUACAGGCGCAGGACUUAGGGCUAAGAAGAAGGAAUUGGGCAUGA